Molecule: messenger RNA, 408 nt
Organism: Trichoderma gamsii
Lineage: Eukaryota; Fungi; Ascomycota; Sordariomycetes; Hypocreales; Hypocreaceae
Exons: 2
Coding region: 1-408 (135 amino acids)
Source: RefSeq, a predicted model, not a curated record
AUGGCGCAUCAGAGAUACGCAACCACGGUUCCAGAUGUGGAGAGGAAUGAUGGGCAAUCACGAUCUGGGAGCUCCACGGCCUCGUGGUGGUUGCUCCUGCAUCAAGGCAAGAGCUUCAGCGACGGCACAGCGGCUGGCAAUGGCUUCAAGGCACAUCCAUCCCAGGCGAGCAUCAGCAGCUCCUGCGAGCCCGUCACCCCCAGUCACGAGAAAGGCUCGACUCCAUCGCUCGCUGCCUCCCUUUGCUCUGCCUCAACGUCAUUCGCUGGCCAGCAAUCGCAUCCCAUGAGCGUCUCCCUCUCCGAUGGCCCCGGUCCUCCUUCACCUGCAUCUGCCCUCGCCAAUGACACGGCAGCUCGACGCCCUCACACAGACUCCGGGUUCAAAUCCUUUGCCUCUCUUGGGUAG